GCUUCGCUCGUCAUAGUUGAGGACCGAGCAAGAAGCUCGACGCCCCGGAGACGAUGCUCGCUACAAGCCCCCGGCUGCUUACAUGCGCGAAUCUGCUCUUUAAGUGUCACACGAAACACUUUGGUGAUGUUUUGCAUGGCUCCCUGGCAGGCAUUCGGCACAGGACUCCAUAUUAUUAGAUUUGCAGGCACGCCACGGCGGCGGCGGCGGCGGCGUACGUAACGUCGACUGGGAGGUGACAAGAAGUUGAAGUCGCCCUGCAGCAGCAAGUUUAUUUUCACUUUUAAAGGUUUUUACUCGGACAGUACACGUACGACAAUGAUUACUGGAUGCGUAUUUUGUACAUCCACCUUUGAAAAAAAAAAUAUAUUUAUAACGUGUAAUAAUAGUGGUUUAGUGUGUGUAGUAAGGUAGUUUAUAUACCUAAGUGGAUUGUGUACGUUAACAAAUUUCAUUGACAUUGAAGAUUAGAAUCUCCAUUCAGAUGUAGUGCAAUUGUAGAUGUUAUAAUUUGCCAGUUGGCAUUGGUUUGGCUUACAUAGACGCUGUUAAAAAGGCUCACUUGUAUUUUAGUCAAUGUAAAUCUAAAAGCAGGUGUAUCCAGUUUUAAAAAUUGACACCCUCAUUAAAUACAUUUAAUAUUGGAACGUAAUGCUCGAUGAAGAAGCUUUAAUUAGUCCUUUAGCGUACCCUAGUGGCCGUCCCGGAAUUGGGUUUGUUAUCAAGGACUGCAAAACUCUUGAAUUAGGCUAAUUCACGCUUUAAGUAUUGAAUAAAACUGGCUUUCGAUCAUGCAACAUUAUAUAUAGUAUACUUAUAGUUACUAUACUGCCAUCCAUUUUUUUAAAUUAGUAUGCGUCGUUUGGUUCUGGUUUAUACAGUCGAAGGGGCCUCCAUUCAAACGUCACUGCAUACUUUGUGCUUGGAUGGAUUUGGUGGAGUAUUGUUCAGUACUAUACUGUAUUUGUUUUGAUGCUUCAGUUUUAAUCCGGAACUGUAGGUGGCGGUAUAAAGUUUAUCAUUGCCUGAAAUGUCACAUGACAAGCGGGACGAAGAAGGCAGCUUCCACAGCCAGCAUAAUACGAAAAUGGACACCCGGUUCACUCGAGGAAAAUCCACCAUCUUGGAGCGGCCCUUGACUAGACCCAAGACUGAAGUCAGCGUCAGUGCGUUUGCAUUACUGUUCUCAGAGAUGGUCCAGUACUGCCAGAGUCGAGUGUACUCGGUUUCGGAACUCCAGACACGUCUGGCUGACAUGGGCCAGAGUGUUGGAGCUGGCAUGCUGGAUGUGCUGGUGCUGAGGGAGAAGAAUGGGAAGAGAGAAACAAAAGUGCUCAACAUGCUGCUCUUCAUCAAGGUGAAUGUAUGGAAGUCUUUGUUUGGGAAAGAGGCUGACAAAUUGGAGCAGGCCAAUGAUGAUGACAAGACUUACUACAUCAUCGAAAAGGAGCCCCUCAUCAAUGCUUACAUCUCUGUGCCCAAAGAGAACAGUAGCUUAAACUGUGCUGCCUUCACUGCUGGCAUCGUGGAGGCCAUCCUCACACACAGUGGCUUCCCCGCCAAGGUCACUGCCCACUGGCACAAGGGCACCACGCUCAUGAUCAAGUUUAAUGAGUCGGUCAUAGUCCGGGACAAGGCUUUAGAUGGCAGAUAAGGACAGCAGGAGAAACUAGGGAGGGUGUUUAUGUUUGUCGAUGCAGGAUAACAACAAACAACUGAAUUCUGCACAGUCUUACAGUUACUUCUUUCUUUCGGAGUAACUGCAAGAUCAAUUCCUGUUUUACUUUGUGACUGUACAAGAGACUGUGUAGCCUGUUUCCCACUGGCCAUCUAAGAUGACAUUUUCCCAGCUCACCGUCCUAUGUGUUGAGGUGCCAAUGUGGGACGGGAGUUGAAGCGGACCAGAGUUUUUGUAUCGGAGGCGUAACUGAGGUGUAACACUGCUCGCUAGCCACCAGAGCUUGAAGUUUACUGCCGACAACUCAUUGUGUACAGGUCUUUGUUGGAAGCACCUGCUGUUGUCACACUGAUGUAUACGACAUGGGUAUGGAAUGACGCCGCAUGUCCUGUUUCGACAAGUUUUGCCUGAGAGGCACAGGCUAAUAAACCCUGGCUGUACGGUUUUGCCUGAUUCGCUAAUUUAGACAGAGUGCAACGUGAAAAUGGCUUGCGGGAUGCACGGACAGCAUCAUAAACAGAAAAUAUCCAUUUUAGUUACGUUUUCUAAGUCUUCAUCAUGUCCUAUUGUACAUUAUGAAGUAACACUUAAUGAGGGAAAUUCCAGUUUGUACCAUAUACGAUUACUCUUGUUUUUAUUGUUUCAACACUGUGUUGUAUUUGUCAAUAUAAUGUAAAUAUGUGAGGUAUUUCACUGAAGCAGCUUAUUUACUUUACAGUACUUGAUGAAGGCCCUGUCCAAUCGCUUAUGGCUCACACAAUUAAAUACAAUAUUCCUCCUGAAGAAAGUAAAGACACGUGUUGUCAUCGA
Molecule: messenger RNA, 2488 nt
Organism: Hippocampus comes (tiger tail seahorse)
Lineage: Eukaryota; Metazoa; Chordata; Actinopteri; Syngnathiformes; Syngnathidae
Gene: trappc5
Product: trafficking protein particle complex subunit 5
Exons: 3
Coding region: 1031-1654 (207 amino acids)
Biological process (GO): endoplasmic reticulum to Golgi vesicle-mediated transport
Cellular component (GO): TRAPPI protein complex; TRAPPIII protein complex; TRAPPII protein complex
Source: RefSeq, a predicted model, not a curated record